ACACGGUGCACGUAUCUUUAAUACCUACAUAUGUCAUCAACGACAUACGGCUACCACGUUUGACGAUUCGAAUUACCUAUAUUUUUUACGCGGAUUACAUUCGUUAAUUUAUGACAAGUGUGACGUGCUCUUUGAUUCUUUGAUGACAAGUAUCGGACGUAUAAUUUCGGAUAAAAUCUAUCAUUCAGAACGCUGUAGAUGAAAAAAGAAUCAUGGACUGUCUCGGGUGCGCUUUUGAAGACACAUCCACUUUAUCAACCAUGUGUCAGUCAAGUCUCAGUUUGAACACGUUAAUGUUUUUGAGCUUAAUCGAAUCCUUAUUCAGAUCACAGUGCUCCAUAGCAGAUCCAUGUCGUCGAGCACAAACUGUCAAGUCACCCGAUGCAAAAGAUUUCGAAGAUAAAUAUCACGAUUUUAUAAUAGUCGGCGGAGGAGUUGCAGGUUCAGUACUGGCAGGAAGAUUGAGCGAGAAUCCAAAUCAUAAGGUUUUAUUACUGGAAGCAGGUCCUGAAGAACCCAUUUCCCCUUCUGUGCCAUUUUUCGCUUUCACUGCCUGGAAUACUUCGCUUGAUUGGAAUUAUCACACGGUUCCUCAGAAAAAUGCCUGUUUAAGUACCGGCGGAAUUUGUAUAUGGCCUCGAGGAAAAAUGUUAUGUGGAACAGCUUGCAUGUCAGGUAUGAUGUACACCCGAGGCAGUCCAGAUAUCUACGAUCACUGGGAAAGAUUAGGAAACAUAGGUUGGAAUUAUCAAGCAUUGUUACACUACUACAAGAAAUCCGAAAACAAUACUCAAUCCCCAGAUAUGAUCGAGCGCCAAUAUCAUGGUUUUGACGGUCCCAUGAAAGUUGGUAACUUUCCACAUCAGCCCAAAAAAGCCAAACUUAUAUUAUCAGCGGUUGAAGAACUCGGAUACAGAAUCGGGGACCUUUGUGGAAAAUACCAAACCGGUUUCACAACGGCUUCGGUGAUGGUGGAAAAUGGGGUACGAGCCAGUCCAAGCAGAAUGUACCUUCGGCCUGCAAUACAUCGCCCAAAUUUACGAGUCUUCAUUGAUUCAUACGCUGUAAAAAUUCAAUUUAACAAAGAAGGCAAUAGAGCCACCGGAGUCCAUUUCAGAGAUAAAUUCGGCAAUAUACGUAAAGUAUACGCUUCCAAAGAAGUUAUCUUAUCCGGAGGUGUAGUCGGAUCUCCCCAACUACUUUUGUUAUCCGGAGUAGGACCGAGGGAAGAUUUAACCAAGUUGAACAUUCCAGUCAUCAAAGAUUUACCAGUCGGCCAAAAUUUACAUCAUCAUUUUGGUAUCGCUGCCACAGCUACGAUGAAAAACGUAGCCGAAGACGACUUCAAUAUUAAAUCACUUUACGAUUAUAUCAAUUGGCGAAACGGACCGUUUUCCAGCACGGGAUUGACUCAGGUUACCGGAUUCUUGGAAACCAGUAAAACUACCAGAAAUAUUCCAGAUAUUCAAGUUUACUUGGAUGGCCAUGGAACAACUUGCGAAAAAUAUGGUUCGGUGCAAGAAAACAUAACCCAUAUAACAUUACGACCGGUUUACCUUUUAUCAAAAUGUCGAGGGUCCAUAAAGCUACGUUCUGCUGAUCCACUAGACUAUCCGGAUAUAGAUCCGAAUUAUGUGUGCGAUCAAGAAGAAGAAGACGCUUUAAUAGAGUCGAUUCGAAUGCUGCAAAAAUUAAUGAAGGCCAAAGCGCUGAAAAAUAAUUUCAUCAAAUUCUCAGCUUACGUCGAAUCCGGCUGCGAAUCACUGCCCAAAGACUCGGACGAAUAUUGGCGAUGCCAAAUACGAAUGUAUACAUUGGGUGAAAAUCACCACGCUGGUACUUGCAAAAUGGGUCCAGCCAAUGACCCAACUAGUGUGUUAGAUCACCAAUUACGAGUUCACGGUAUACCGAAUCUUAGAGUCAUCGAUGCGUCCAUUAUGCCCACGCCAAUCAACUGUAAUACAAUCGCUCCAGUUUUAAUUAUCGGUGAAAAGGGUGCGCAAAUGAUUAAAGAUGCUUGGAAAUGACCGCGUCAGUAAUCCAUUUUAGUUAAUCUCAAUUCGACUGUACCUAUUCUCAUAUCGAGCAUUUGUUGUUGUUGUUGUUUUUGUUGUAAAUACGUUGUUUUUGUCCAUGUACAUUUCUCAAAUAAAUACACGAUCUAUCGAUUGGUAAAACCCUA
Molecule: messenger RNA, 2182 nt
Organism: Planococcus citri (citrus mealybug)
Lineage: Eukaryota; Metazoa; Arthropoda; Insecta; Hemiptera; Pseudococcidae
Product: glucose dehydrogenase [FAD, quinone]-like
Exons: 4
Coding region: 213-2027 (604 amino acids)
Molecular function (GO): flavin adenine dinucleotide binding; oxidoreductase activity, acting on CH-OH group of donors
Source: RefSeq, a predicted model, not a curated record